AUGGAGGCCUCGGUCCCAUCCGCUGAGGCCCAGAAGAAAUCGAGUUUCAAAAGCUCGCCAGGUGAUUCUACUGUGCAAUCAGGGUGGAGACCCACGGGACGAACUAGCUCCCGCCGCCCCGACGUGAGCCAAAGGUUCCAGGACUCUGGGCUGGAGCGAGGCCGUCAAACACCGGGGCGCUCCUCGAGCAGCCUCUCGGGCCUCAGUUUCUUUAUCUGCACAAUGGGUGACGGCCAGGACUGCCAAGGCCCCUCCAGCUGGAAGAGUUCUCUUCUGGGACGCGGAUCUGCGCCUCCGAGAUCCUCUAAGCCCGCUCCCCUCGGCCCCCAUCCCCCGUCCCCGCUGGCUUUUCCGGUUUCCUCGCCCCUCGGAGCUCGCCCGGGGGUCCCAGAGGACGCUGCGCGCUUCGCCGCCACCCCGGCGCGCGCGCUGCCCGGCUGGGGCCCCGGCUGCGGGCGCACAAAGCCCCCGGCGCUGACGUCAGGGCCCCCUCUCGGCGCGGCCGGCCCCCAGUGCAGGCGGAGCCGCGCCGCGCUCCCACCCCGGCCGGGAGUGAUCACCAGCCGCCAGCCCCGCAGCCCAACGCCGCCCGUCCGCCCGCGCACGUGCCCGCCGGACCUGCAAACUUGUGCCGCCGGCUGUGUCCGUCCCCCGGGAGCCCGAGCGCCCGCAGCCCGCACCUCCCGCCCAUCUCCAGCCAUGGGUAAGACGACGCGCUGGCCCCUCGCCCCGGCCACAGCCUCGCGCCCCCGCUCCCGCUCAGGUGGGGCCUCCUGGGGGCACCUCCCUGACCCGGGCCGGUUUGGGGGAGGCUGGAGGUGGGAGGGGCGCGGCGCAGGUGUCCCGAACGCCCAGGUGCGCGUCCCCGCCCCAUCCCGGGGGCGUCCCCACUCCGGCUGCGCCCCCCACCCCGGGCGUGCGACUCGCCGGAGGGGACGGGCGGGACCCCCCCGGAGGGGAGCACGAGGGGGCGGACGGAGCGUCCCGGUCUGCGGGCUCCUGCUGUAA
Molecule: messenger RNA, 1008 nt
Organism: Rangifer tarandus platyrhynchus (Svalbard reindeer)
Lineage: Eukaryota; Metazoa; Chordata; Mammalia; Artiodactyla; Cervidae
Source: the annotation of a GenBank genome assembly